This is a messenger RNA of Raphanus sativus (radish), 958 nucleotides long. RefSeq lists its product as uncharacterized. The transcript is spliced from 5 exons. NCBI's taxonomy places the organism in Eukaryota, Viridiplantae, Streptophyta, Magnoliopsida, Brassicales, Brassicaceae. The record is from RefSeq and is a predicted model, not a curated record. Gene Ontology annotation, molecular function: RNA binding. The coding region runs from base 290 to 940 and encodes 216 amino acids. Gene Ontology annotation, biological process: regulation of gene expression. Gene Ontology annotation, cellular component: nucleoplasm.
CAUCUACUUCAUCUACUUCUCCUCGCUCUCUCCCGUUAAUAUCUAUUUUCUCUCUCUCUCUCUCUCAGGCCAAGAUACUCUCUCUCUCUGUGUCACGUUCCUCAUCAAAUCCAGAAACUUUCGUUCUUGAGGCGAUUGAAGGUUCUUACCACUGUUCCUCUUCCGCCAGAACCAUCGGUAUGGAAGAAGGGUAUUCAUUUUGUUACUAGAAGCUUUGAUUGAGAUCAGUCCCAAUCUCACAAACGAUUUGAAUGAGUAAUUGAGUUGUUUCCAGGGUAAACGGUGAUCGAUGGAUUAUGACUCAGGUCGUGGUUAUGAUGAUGACUCUCACCAUCGUCACCUACAACAAGAACAGUUACCAUCGUCGGAUUAUGUAGUGGAGACUGUUGAUGAUGACAGGAAGAACGGUGGUUCAGCAGCUGUAGAUACUGGUGGGUUGCAGAUGAAGAAAUCCAUUGACCAUCACCAUUCUUCUCCGUCCAUGUGUUCUCCUGGGAAACUAUUUGUAGAUGGAGUUUCUUGGGAAACAACUGAAGAAAAUUUUGCAAAGUACUUUGAGAAGUUUGGAGAAGUCGUAGACUCUGUAAUCAUGAGAGAUAGAAUGACUGGAAAGCCAAGAAGGUUUGGGUUUGUGACUUAUGCUGAUUCAGCUGUUGCUGAGAAAGUUUUGGAGGAAGAACAUGUAAUAGAUGACCGCAAGGUUGACCUGAAACGGACAGUUCCUAGAGGAGACAGGGACACUAACAUCAUGGUAAUGCUUCUGUGCGAAAUCCUUGGAAGGAACAAUGACCUUGAUACCAAGAAGCUUGAAUCCUUGCGUUCGAAUCGAGAAAUGAUCUCUGAUAUCUGUUGGUUCAUGAGAGACAGGAUUUGCACACAUAUGAAUAAACAAACUAUACAUAUACACAUGAUGAGACCACUUUUAAAUGAUAAUAAAUAAUAUAGAUGUUUGUAAGAA